AGCCGUUUCGGCACGAGCCCGCCGAUGCCGCCAAAGAGGUGGGGCUGUGAGCGGCGCGCGUGGGCACGGGCGCGCGCCAGGGCGCGCGCGCGCCUGCAGGAGCCAUCGGCCCGAGCGGAAGCGCCCGCGAUCUCGGGCCGAUGGCCGCGCGCGGCGUGUGCGAUUCGCUGGGCGGGCGCCUGAGAGCCCCGAGGUCCGCGAGCCCCGCGAACCGGCGGGCGCUGGCCCUCGACAUGCGCCGCAUGGCCACCCUGCUGCAGGACGCGCCGGCCCAGGCCCCCGCCGCGCUCGCCGCGGAGCACAGCACGAGCAACUCCAGGUGCAGCAGCGCGCACAGCGCCUGGGAGCCCCACGACCGCAACGCCGCGGCGGCCGGCGCUGCCAGGCCGUCGCCCGUCAGGGCGUCGAGGGCGGUCAUGAACAACCAGGUGGCCGUGCUGAACGAGAAGUUCCACCAGAUGCUGCAGAGGCUCCAGCAGCAGUGCGAGGGCGACCGGCGGCGCCUCGGCCAGCUGGAGCGCCGGCUGGAGGCGGGGGCCGAGGAUCGCGUCCGGGCCGGUGAACAGCGGGAGCGCUGGGCCGAGCUGCAGGGCAAGGUGGAUGGCGUGAUCGAGGAGACGCAGUCCAUCACGAAGCGGGUGGAGGGCCUCGACGAGCGCCUCUGGGCGCGCACGAGCGGGUCCCAGGGCGCGAAGCAGCGCGGCCGCGAGCUGGAGCAGCAGGUGCAGGCCUUGGAGCAGCAGGUGCGCAUCUCGGCCACCACCUCCGAGGAGACCUCCAAACGGCAGGCCGCCAGGCUUCGCCGCGCAGAGCACGCCGCGGAGGAGGCCGUCCGCCGCCUGGCCAGGCUCGAGGAAGACGCGCGCGGGAUGGCCCCCGCGCAGCGUGACGGCUUCCUGGAGACGCGGCUGGGCACCUUGGAGCAGCAGCAGGAGCAGCUGUGCGACGUGGUCCGGUCCCUCCAGGCCCAGAUAGACGAGGGCCUGCCCGGUCUCGCCGCAGCUGCCUACGGCUCGCGCUCGAGCGAGGAGGGGCGCGACGUGGAUGGAGCUGUCCGCGCCGUGGAGGCGAGCCACUCCGAGCUGGAGAAGAAGGUGCUAAAGCAGGUAGAGGAGCAGGCUGCCUUCCGCGUGAAGGUCGACCACCAGCUCUCCCGCGUGAGCACUCUCGCCGACCGGAUGGAGACGGCGCACGAGCCAGCGUUGGAGUCCUUGCGGUCUGAGCUGGCCAGCCAGCGCUGCCAGGACCGGCAGCAUGCCGACGGGGAGGUCGCUGCGCUGCGCCGUCAGAUCCAGCAGUCGGCAGACGGCGCGGAGGACGCCCUGGCCGAGGUGCGCGACUGGCUGCGCGAGCUGCAGGCCCUGCAGAGCACCUCGAUGCCCGGGCCGCGCCGCGACGAGCAGCACCUCGAGGCGCUGCGGGGGCUCCAGGAGCGCCUCGCGGGCUUGGAGCAGCGGGCGGAGUCGCUGGAGGAGGCGCUGUCCCUGGGGCCCUGCGGCGGCGCUGCCGGUGGCGGCGACGACGCAGCGGAGGGGGCGGGCCCCGCCCAGGACCUCGAGGAGCUGCGGGCGCGCCUGGACUGGCUCGAGGAGCAGAGCGCCGCGCGCACGGCGAGGCCCGACGCCGGCCACGCGGCGGAGGCCCAGGACAGGAUGUGCAAGGCAGGGCUGGCGCCUGAGCUGCCUGGAGCAGCACGCCUCGCGCGGCGCGGUGGACAGGCUGCACCGGCAGCUCCAGCAGCUCCAGGACACGGUCGAGCGGCGCCACGCCGAGGACUCCUCGGGCGCCCGCUCCGCGGCGGAGGCGGAGGCCAAGGUGGGUGCCGUCUCGCAGCAGGUCGCCCUGCUCGCGGCCCGACUCUCCGAGGUGGAGGCCGGCCUGGACUUCGCCCGCGAGGCGGACGCCUCCGGCGCGCCAGGCGGCGGCGGCGGCGGCAAGCCGCCGCCGCCGCCUCGCGGAGAGGCGGAGCGCGGCCGGGGGGGCGGCGCCGCGGCGGCCGCCCGCGGGUCGGAGAUCCAGGACAAGCUCCUGCACGUGGCCGAGCACCUCGAGGCCGAGAGCUCCGAGAUCUCGGAGCUGGGCCAGCGGCUGGAGGCGGUGGAGCGGCAGCUCGCAGAGGGCGGGGCGGCGGCCUCGGGCGGGGCGGGGGCGAGCGCGGGGGCCAAGAUGCAGGGCGCGCCGGAUGGGCUCUCGAGGCGGGUGCGCGACUCAGAGGAGGGUGCUGAGGCCAAGGGCGAGCUGGAGGCGCUCUCGAAGAGUCUGCGUGGAUUGGAGGAGAGUAGCAGCGAGCUCAAGGUCGAGCAGGAGGCGCUGUCGGGGCGUUUGGGUGCACUGGAGGAGGGCGCCGGGCCCACGGGCGCGCUGGAGGCGCUUUCGAAGCGCGUGUUGUUGCUGGAGGGCGCCGAGACUCCUGAGGCCCUGAACGAUCUGCGUGAGGAGCUCUCGCAAGUAGUCAAGCAGGUCCAGGAGCUGCAAGGCCAGCGCCGCUUUGACACUCCGGCUGCGUCGAAGGAGCCGUCCUCUGAGUUGCAGUCCGAGCUGGACGACCUCAGGGGCAAGCUGGAGCAGCUGGAGGAGGAGCUCGGCUCCAGGGUCAGCACAGUGAGGGAGGAUGCGGCAGAGGCGAAGGCAAAGGCCACCGAAGUGUCGGGCAAGGUCACGGAGGUGCAGGAGGAUGUCAAGAAGCUCGCGGGGCAGCCCUGGAAGGAGGCGCUCGAGGGGCAGCGGAAGGUAUUGGAGGACCUUCAGAGCAAGCUCUGCCGGCUCGAGUCCAGCAAGGCCACCGUCGGUGGACUGCACGAGAGCUUGCGGGAGCACAGGAAGGACGUGGAGGCGAUGCGCGGGCGGGUGGAAGCCAUGGAGAAGCAGGCCGCCGUGCGCGGGACGAGUGCCCAGGUGACGCCGAGCAUGAUCGACCAGCUGAGGGGCGCGGACGAAGAGCUCCAAGCGAGGAUCGAGUCCACGGCCGUCGAGGUCAAGGGCGAGCUCGCGGCGCUCUGCAGGCGGCUGGGUGGCCUCGAGGCGGCCGCAGGCGCGCCGCAGGCGGCGGAGAGCGCGCAGAGGGAGGCGCGGGAGCAGCAGGCGGCCCUGGAGGAGCUGGCGCGGGGGAGCCAGGCGGCAGUGUCCGAGGCGGAGGCGAAGCUGGCGGCCAGGCUCCGGGCCCUCGAGGCGCGGCUGGCGCCCCGCCCGGCAGACGCCGCCGACGGCUGCGGCGAGGGCGCCGGAGCCGGGGCGGAGCUGCAGGAGAGGGCGUCCGACCUGGCCGCGCAGCUCGCGAGGGAGCUGGAGGACCUGGCGAGGCAGAAGGAGGAGCUGCAGAGCGUCGUCCGCGCCGCCACGCGGGACCUCGCCGCGGGCGCCGCCGGCCAGGCUGCCGUGGACUCGCUGGCCAGGGAGGUGGCGGAGUCGGGCAGGAGAGCCCAGGCGGCCGAGGACGCUGUGCAGGGGCUCCGGGUGGAGCUGGGCCAGGUGCGCACCGCCUCCCCCAGGGUGGACCUCGGCGCCGGCGGCGGCGCCGACGACCUCAGAGACAGGGUGGAUCUCCUCGACAAGAAGGUCGGGGAGCUGCAGCUGCAGCUGCAGGGCAGGGCGGCCCGGCCGGGGCAGGCUGGGGAGGAGCCCCUGGACUUCUCGCUCACCGCCAUGAGCGACCGCCCUGCGCACCUCGGGGGCAGCCUGAGCUGCUCGCUGGCCGAGGCCUCCCAGAGGUGCGCGCUCGCCUCGGAGCCAGCGCCAGGCGGCCCCGCCGCCGGCAGCGCUGGAGGCGCCCAAGGCGUGGGGCUCGGCGGCGUGGCGAGCGGGGGCGGUGCCCGCGCCAGGCCGGCGCCGCUGCGGCUCGAG
Molecule: messenger RNA, 3840 nt
Organism: Prorocentrum cordatum
Lineage: Eukaryota; Dinophyceae; Prorocentrales; Prorocentraceae
Source: the annotation of a GenBank genome assembly